Molecule: messenger RNA, 9298 nt
Organism: Nyctereutes procyonoides (raccoon dog)
Lineage: Eukaryota; Metazoa; Chordata; Mammalia; Carnivora; Canidae
Gene: CD109
Product: CD109 molecule
Exons: 33
Coding region: 142-4479 (1445 amino acids)
Cellular component (GO): extracellular region
Molecular function (GO): endopeptidase inhibitor activity
Source: RefSeq, a predicted model, not a curated record
UCCGCUUGCAGGCGCGCCCAUUUCAGAUUGCUGAACUCCGGAGUCAGGGGAAAAGAAGCGGGGAGGAGGUGGGAAGCCACACCCCGCCGCGCCCGCGAAUUUCCCCAGGAGCCCACGGUGGCCCAGGCAGACGCGGCCGAGAUGCGCGGCCGGGGGCUCCUGACCGCCGCCCACCUCGUGUGCGUGUGGACCGCCGUGCUGGCCGCGGGCUCGCGGCCUAGAUUUCUGGUGACAGCCCCAGGGAUUGUCAGGCCUGGAGGAAAUGUGACUAUUGGGGUGGAGCUUCUGGAACACAGCCCCCCCCAGGUCACCGUCAAGGCGGAGCUGGUCAAGAUGGCAGCCAACCUCUCUGUCUCUGUCCUGGAAGCAGAAGGAGUCUUUGAAAAAGGCUCUUUCAAGACACUUAUUCUUCCAUCACUACCUCUGAACAGUGCGGACGGGAUUUAUGAACUGCGUGUAACUGGACGUGCCCAGGAUGAGAUUUUAUUCUCUAACAGCACACGCUUAUCAUUUGAGACCAAGAGAAUGACUGUCUUUAUUCAAACAGACAAGUCCCUCUACAAGCCAAAGCAGGAAGUGAAGUUUCGAAUUGUUACCCUCUUUUCGGAUUUUAAACCUUAUAAAACUUCUUUAAACAUUCUAAUUAAGGACCCCAAAUCAAAUUUGAUUCAACAAUGGUUGUCAGAACAAAGUGAUCUUGGUGUCGUUUCCAAAACUUUUCAAUUAUCCUCCCAUCCAAUACUUGGUGACUGGUCCAUUCAAGUUCAAGUGAAUGACCAGACAUAUUAUCAAUCAUUUCAGGUUUCAGAAUAUGUAUUGCCAAAAUUUGAAGUUACUUUGCAGACACCAUUAUAUUGUUCUUUGAACUCUAGGAGCUUAAAUGGUACUGUAAUAGCAAAGUAUACAUAUGGGAAGCCAGUGAAAGGAGAUGUAACACUUACAUUUUUACCUUUAUCCUUUUGGGGCAUGAAGAGAAAUAUUACAAAAAAUUUUAAGAUAAAUGGAUCUGCAAACUUCUCUUUUAAUGAUGAAGAGAUGAAAAAAGUAAUGGAUUUUUCAGAAGGUCUUUCUGAACACAUGUAUCUGUCUUCCCCUGGGCCAGUAGAAAUUUUAGCCACAGUGACAGAAUCACUUACAGGUAUCUCAAGAAAUGCAAGUUCUAAUGUGUUUUUCAAGCAACAUGACUACAUCAUUGAAUUUUUUGAUUAUGCUACUGUCUUGAAGCCAUCUCUCAACUUCACAGCCACUGUGAAGGUAACCCGUGCUGAUGGCAAUCGACUGACUUUUGAAGAGAGAAGAAAUAAUGUAGUUAUAACAGUGACACAGAAAAAUUCUUCCGAGUACUGGAGCAGAUGGGACAGUAGAAAGCAGGAAAUAGAAUCUGUCCAGGUCAUAAAUUAUACUGUUCCCCAAAAUGGAAUCUUUAAGAUUGAAUUCCCAAUCCUGGAUGAUUCCAGUGAGCUACAGUUGAAGGCCUUUUUUCUUAAUAGUGUGAGUAGCAUGGCAGUUCAUGGUAUGUUUAAGUCUCCCAGUAAAACAUACAUCCAGCUAAAGACAAGAGAUGAAAAUAUAAAGGUGGGAUCACCUUUUGAGUUGGUGGUUAGUGGCAACAAGCGAUUGAAGGAGUUAAGCUAUAUGGUAGUAUCCAGGGGACAGUUGGUGGCUGUAGGCAAGCAAAAUUCAACAAUCUUCUCUUUAACACCAGAAAAUUCUUGGGCUCCAAAAGCCUGUAUUAUUGUGUAUUAUAUUGAAGAUGAUGGGGAAAUUAUAAAUGAUGUUCUUAAAAUUCCUGUUCAGCUUGUUUUUAAAAAUAAGAUAAAGCUGUUUUGGAGUAAAGCUCAUGCUGAACCAUCAGAGAAAGUCUCUCUUAGGAUCUCUGUGACACAGCCAGACUCGACAAUUGGGAUUGUAGCUGUUGACAAAAGCGUUAAUCUUAUGAAUGUCUCAAAUGAUAUUACAAUGGAAAAUGUGGUCCAUGAGUUGGAACUAUAUAACACAGGAUAUUAUUUAGGCAUGUUCAUGAAUUCUUUUGCAGUUUUUCAGGAAUGUGGCCUCUGGGUAUUGACAGAUGCAAACCUUUUGAAGGAUUACAUUGAUGGUGUUUAUGACAGUGUAGAAUUUGCUGAGAGGUUUGUAGAGGAAAAUGAAGGAUACUUGGUAGAUUUUCAUGACUUCUCUUCGGUUAGCAAUCCACAUGUCAGAAAGCAUUUUCCAGAGACUUGGAUUUGGCUGGACACCAAGAUGGGUUCUAGGAUAUACCAAGAAUUUGAAGUUACUGUGCCUGAUUCUAUCACUUCUUGGGUAGCUACUGCUUUCGUGAUCUCUGAGGACUUAGGUCUUGGAUUAACAAGUACUCCAGUGGAGCUACAAGCCUUCCAACCAUUUUUCAUUUUUUUGAAUCUUCCCUACUCUAUUAUCAGAGGUGAAGAGUUUGCUUUGGAAGUAACCAUAUUCAAUUAUUUGAAAGAUGCCACUGAGGUUGAAGUAAUCAUUGAGAAAAGCGACAAAUUUGAUAUUCUAAUGGCUUCAAAUGAAAUAAAUGCCACAGGACACCAGCAGACCAUUCUGGUUCCCAGUGAGGAUGGGGCAACUGUUCUUUUCCCAAUCAGGCCAACAUAUCUGGGGGAAAUACCUAUCACAGUCACAGCCAUUUCACCUACUGCUUCUGAUGCUGUCACCCAGAAGAUUUUAGUAAAGGCUGAAGGAAUAGAAAAAUCGUAUUCACAAUCCAUCUUGUUAGACUUAACUGACAACAAGUUACAAACUCCCCUGAAAACUUUGAGUUUCUCAUUUCCUCCCAACACAGUGAGUGGUAGUGAACGAGUUCAGAUCACUGCAAUUGGAGAUAUCCUUGGUUCUUCCAUCAAUGGCUUAGCCUCAUUGAUUCGGAUGCCUUAUGGCUGUGGUGAACAGAACAUGAUAAAUUUUGCUCCGAAUAUUUAUGUUUUGGAUUACCUAACUAAAAAGAGACAACUGACAGAAAACUUAAAAGAAAAAGCCCUUUCAUUUAUGAGGCAAGGUUACCAGAGAGAACUUCUCUAUCAGAGGGAAGAUGGCUCUUUCAGUGCUUUUGGGAAUGAUGAUCCCUCUGGGAGCACUUGGUUGUCAGCCUUUGUGUUAAGAUGUUUCCUUGAAGCUGAUCCUUACAUAGAUAUUGAUCAGAAUGUAUUACACAGAACAUAUACUUGGCUCAAAGGACGUCAGAAAUCCAACGGUGAAUUUUGGGAGCCAGGAAGAGUGAUCCAUAGUGAGCUUCAAGGUGGCAAUAAAAGUCCAGUAACGCUUACAGCUUAUAUUGUGACUUCUCUCCUGGGAUAUAAAAAGUAUCAGCCUAAUAUUGAUGUGCAAGAAUCUAUCAACUUUUUGGAGUCUGCAUUUAAUAGAGGAAUUUCAGACAAUUAUACUCUAGCUCUUAUAACAUAUGCACUGUCAUCCGUGGGGAGCCCUAAAGCCAAGGAAGCGUUGAAUAUGCUGACUUGGAGAGCAGAACAAGAAGGAGGCAUGCAAUUCUGGGUGUCAUCAGAGUCUAAACUUUCUGAAUCCUGGCAGCCACGUUCCCUGGAUAUUGAAGUUGCAGCCUAUGCACUGCUUUCACACUUCAUGCAGUAUCGGGUUUCUGAGGGAAUCCCUAUUAUGAGGUGGCUAAGCAGGCAAAGAAAUAGUUUGGGAGGUUUUGCAUCUACUCAGGACACUAUCAUAGCCUUGAAGGCCCUAUCUGAAUUUGUAGCCCUAAUGAACACAGAAAGGACAAACAUCCAAGUGACUGUGAUGGGGCCCAGUUCACCAAGUCCUGUAAAGUUUCGGAUUGACGCAAAGAACCGCUUUCUCCUCCAGACGGCAGAGCUUGCUGUGGCACAGCCAACUGCAGUUAAUAUUUCCGCAAGUGGUUUUGGAUUUGCUAUUUGUCAGUUUAAUGUUAUUUAUAAUGUGAAAGAUUCGGGUUCUCAGAGAAGACGGAGAUCCCUUCAAGACCAAGAAGCCUUUGAUUUAGAUGUUGUUGUAAAAGACAGUAAAGAUGAUAUCAAUCACUUGAAUUUGAAUGUAUGCACAAGAUUUUUGGGCCCAGCUAGAAGUGGCAUGGCUCUGAUGGAAGUGAACCUCCUCAGUGGUUUUACGGUGCCUUCAGACGCGAUUCCUCUGAGCGAGACAGUGAGGAAAGUGGAACAUGAUCAUGGAAAACUCAACCUAUAUUUAGAUUCUGUAAAUGAAACCCAGAUUUGUGUUGAUAUUCCUGCUGUGAGAAACUUUAAAGUUUCAAACACACAAGAUGCUUUGGUGUCCAUCGUGGAUUACUAUGAACCGAGGAGACAAGCGGUGAGGAGUUACAACUCAGAAGUGAAGCUGUCUCCUUGUGACCUCUGUGGGGAUGAUCAUGGAUGCAGUCCUUGUGAGAGAGGAGCAGCGGCCACUCCUUGUCAUUCUACAGUCAUUGUUGUGUUCUGUUUUAUGCUGCUGUUCUCUAUACAGCAGUGGCUGUGAUUCAUUUUAUAAGGACUCCAUGUAACAUUGACAUUUCUGGAAGUCAUACGUGAUUGAAUUGUCUUUAUUACCAAGUAUUGCUUCUAUUUUUGAAAAACAAUGUUUUUCUUCUUAUGGGGUUGUGGGGGAUGGUGCACAACAGGUCCUAGCGUGUAUAGCUGCAUAAAUGCUGUCUUUACCUGACUUGUGUAGAACAAAAAAAAAUCAGAGUCUUGCAGUUGUGCGUCUUUAUUUCCCCCCCCCUCUUAAAAAUCAUUUAAGGGUGUUUCAUGGAGGUCAUUUUUCCCAGAAUAAAGGUGUUAUUUUAGAUUACUCUUUUUAUUUCCUAGAAGAAAUGAGCCUAGAUUCUUAAGCAUUACUAUACACCAGUGUUGGCUUCAGCAUUAAACAUAUUAAAGUCUGGGAACUGGGAGAAAGCAACCAGAAGGAGGAGCUUGCUCUGUUCUGUUCCCACAUCUAUCCACCCCUAUUUGCCACCCUACCUUAUCCCCAGUGGUCUCAGUAUAUCCUUCUUAAUUGGAUAUCACUUCUUUUAUAGAAUGUAGGAGGUGAGGGUUGGGUUUUUUUUUUUUUUUUAAUUUUUAAGUGAAGUGGUGUUUUUUUUCACCCAAUCUUUAUCUCAUCCACCAAUCUUUACCCUUCCUGUUUUUCUUUUGGAGAGGAGAGGGGGAAUGUGUGAUUCAGAGCUUGAGGAGUUUACAGAAACCUGCCCUAGGGGGUCCUGGGUGCACUGCCCUCUCUCACUUCCUCAUCCCCACACUUUGGCUCUGUUUCAGGAAUAAGAGUCAGAAGGCAUGGCAGUAUGUGCCCUAGGUGAUUUAGACUAGAAGAUCCUAGACCAGAAGAUGCAGCUUUGUUAGGAAUGGGGGACAGUUAACCAGGGUCCGACAAGAUCCUGUGUAAGACACAGCCAGCUGGUCUCCUUGUUGUCUGUGAAAGAAGCUGGAUCUUGGGACCCCUAGGUGGCUCAGCAGUUGAGUACCUGCCUUCGGCCCAGGGCGUGAUCCUGGAGCCCUGGGAUCGAGUCCCACAUCAGGUUUCUUGCAUGGAGCCUGCUUCUCCCUCUGCCUGUGUCUCUGCCUCUCUCUCUCUCUCUGUGUCUCUCAUGAACAAAUAAAUAAAAUCUUAAAAAAAAAAAAAAAGAAGCUGGAUCUUGAUGGGGACCAGGAGAGGUGAACAUGACCACUGACCUGAAGUAUGGUAGGGUGUUGCUCAGCAUCCUGUAGAAGCUCUCUAGACUCAGGUGUCUGAGCAUCAGACAGCCAGCUGUCUGGUAACAUCUAAUGCUUAUCUGAAUCUUAAGAUUUCUGAACUUUGACCACCUGGAUAAUUGGUUACCUUGUAUUCUGAAGGGUAAUAUUAAUUUAUCUGGGUGAAAAUUUUAAAGAAAAAUUCCUUUUCUCCCAUCCCUUUCCUUUUCCUCCUUUCUCUCUAACGUUCCUUCCUUCUUCCUUUCUUUUCCAAGCACAUUGAAAUAUUUCAGAUAUAUCAAAAAUAAAUUAAAGAUCUCUUACUAUAUCUAAGAAAUGAUUUAAUUUUGCUCCUUAGUUCCAUGGCAUUUCUCUCCAGUGAACAUGGAGAAAAUAAUUGCCAUGAACUCCAACAGUAUUUCAACUGUUUAAAAAUGAAUCCAUCAAAAAUAAAGUAUGCAAAUAAUAUCUUUUAAAAUUAAUUUUUAAGACUUUUUUAUCUUAGUGAAUUUUAAGAAAUUAUAGUGGAGUGGAUGUUCAUAAAUUGCUUUUGGGUAUUUUGGAUACCAAAGUAGGAGUUACCAACAUUCAGUGUUUUAAAGCUUGAAACCUAUAGAAAGUAGAUCCUCAGAGAGUGCUCUAUGGAGAGGAAGAAGAUAAAUAUCAAAUAAAUAAUCUUCUUGUAUUUACUUUUAAGUGGGUAAAAGCUUGUUCUGUUACACAUUUGAAACAGUCUGAUCUAAAAAUAGCAUUUGUAUGUUUGGGCCUUCCGCUAUGGUGCUUUUGGCCUUUAUAUCCUAGGACUUCUUAAGCAUGAAACUAUCCUCUGAUUAAGGGGGAGAGUGUUGGCAAAGGAUAUUCUCCUCGCCUGCCUUGCCCAGGGAACCUUAUCCUGACCACUGGUAUCUUAUAUUCUUCAGUAAAUAAUUUAUGCUGAACUUCUUGUCUAGUAUAUUGGGAAACACUAGAAUGGAAAGGCCAGUGGAAGAUAGCAUGUAUCUUUUUUAGGCCAUAUAUCCUCAUUUAAAAACUAGAACUCUAAUACUUUUUUGUGAAGUACUUCAGGUUUCCAGAUUAAAAAAUCAUCUUGUAACUUCUCAUAAUGCGUCUCUUUUUAUUAUAAAUUUAUUAAAAGUGGAGGAGGAAGAAGGGGAGGAGGAGGUAGAGUAAGAAGUCAGUUAGCUGUACUACAUGGUGUGUAGUAUGGUGAUGCCUUGUCUUUGUCCUUCUUUAUAUCUUUCUUAGAGAACUGACUUUGUUACAUAGCAGUGGGGUGACAUUAAAAGUGAUUAAAAAGCCACAGGCAGAAGGGAAAAGGAGGACAUAUGGUAGUAAUAACUAAUAGUAUAGACUAUUUUAUUUUCUUCAUAUUAAAAAAACCUCAUUUUACCUUUAAGUUUGCUUAUGCUGAGAUUCUUCUGUUUAGAAUGCCACCCAUUUCAUUUCCUGAUAUGAACUAAUGUAAAAUCUCCCCUUCUCUUUUACCGAAUGGGAAACAUUAAGACACCAGCAUAUGUCAUUUCUGGUUUUGACUGGCCAGUGGUUCCAGAGACUGAAUAACUAGCAGCCAAACAAUUCAAAGAUAGAACAACACUUUUAUAUGGGGUUUCCCCAUCCUACUACCUUAACUUAGAAUUCUAAAGAAGAAACUAAGGCAACCAGCAAUUUGUUUGCUGUGUCUAUGAUUUCAGAAAAAACAUGGCCGGUUGAUGAAAUGCUUUUUUUUUUUUAUUGUAUGGUUCUAUUAUACUUUAUAUCUUUAAAGUACUGUAACAAUAGUAUCUUUGGUUUAGUAUUUUGGGUAAACUGUAAUCUGAGGAGUAUUGUGCUAAUAUAAAAUCCAGAUAUACGCCUAUUACCUAACAAUAUUACUUAAUAUAUGCAAUAGCAUAUCCUACAUGUGGGGAUUUUCAGAACUGUAGAUAGCAUAAUUAUCCCUGCUCCCAUUCUUUUGAGCCUGGAUAUAGUUAUUUUUUAAAAUUUAUAUUUAGCCCCGAUUUCUGUUAAUGUAAAAUAUAGUUAUAAAUAGUCUGAUACUAUAGUACCAAUUAUCUUUGAUAUAAUUCAAUUAUUUAAUUCAACAUUUCUGGCUAUCCUAUGACAUUUAAAGAAAAUUGGAGCUAUCAUUUUUCUUUGUUAUCUUCAGAAAAAGGUAUUUUAUUAACCAGCUGGCAUAUAAUCUAGAGUUUUUGUGACAUCCUUACUUUUUUCUCAUUUGCUUUAUUGAAGUUUAAUACUGAUUUCUGUGGAAAUAUGGUGUAAAUACCUACUCGAUAAGGUUUCUUAACAUAAAGACAGUACUUAUUUGAAUUUGCCAGAUGGCUACCAUGGGUCCAGAUGCUAUUAAAUAUUCCUAGGGGCAUAUUUUCUUGCACAGUUCAAGUCUGAGACAUUAUAGUAAGUGGACUUGCUCUUGGGUCAGCUUCAAAAACUAUUCUACUUUCGGUAGAGGCUUCUGUUAGAAGAGUAUAUUCCUCAUUUUUUGUUUUGUUUUGUUUUGUUUUCAGACUCCAAUAAAGCACAGCACUUUUAAGAACUUAAAGAGUUGGGAUCCCUGGGUGGCGCAGCGGUUUGGCGCCUGCCUUUGGCCCAGGGCACGAUCCUGGAGACCCGGGAUCGAAUCCCACGUCGGGCUCCCGGUGUAUGGAGCCUGCUUCUCCCUCUGCCUAUGUCUCUGCCUCUCUCUCUCUCACUGUGUGCCUAUCAUAAAUAAAUAAAACAAAAAAAAUUAAAAAAAAAAAGAACUUAAAGAGUUAAUAUUAUCUAUUCAAAUAUUUAUGUUAAUAGUCAAUAUCUUAUGUUACAUUGGGAGUAAUUUGAGGUGCAAUUAUUUUUAUCACUACUUUGAAUAGAGUACUGUUUUCCUACUUUCUUCCAGAAACUAACCAGUAAAUAUAAAUUUUUAAUUAAGGAUACAUUAGUGAGAGUAGGCUUGUUUCAAAACUAUUUCUAGCCAGUGUGUUUUUGUAUGCCUCGUCAAAAGACAGUGCCAUUUGCAUCAUUCCAUAAACUAUCAUUUUCAUUUCAGUUAUUGUAACCCGGGAAAAUAGAUAUUUUGUAGAUGAUUUCUGUGCUUUUCACUUCAAAGGACACGUUCACAUUGAUAUGUGCAUAUCUCUGUAAUAGGGAUGAAUGAUUCUGAUACAUUUAUUGCUUCAUAUUUAAGAAUAAUUUUAUCUCAUGUUGUCAUGAGGCUAUGAUUUACCACUCUUCUGUCCAGUGCAUUGAAUUAGUGGUAGAGGGUAGUGCCAUGUUCCAUUUGUAGAUCUUUAAGAUUUAUUUUUGAUAGCUUCAGUAGAAUGUGGCUCUUUUUUGGUCCUUCCAGGCUUUCUGUUUUAGAGUUUUAGUAGGGUGCAGCUGAUGUAGUAGAGUCAAUUUGUUUUCUACACAGGAAGCUUUGUACAAUUUUAUUCAUUUCCCCUACCUUAAGCAUCUCUUUUGCAUAUGAGAAGAAUACUGUUGAAAUAAAACAUUAUUUUCCCCCAAAUUAAAGCAUUGUAUGCUAGUCAAAGUGAUUCUGAAAGUUUAAAUUUUUAAAUGUUAGGAUGUUUAUGUUAUUGUUAAUUGUAUUCUGUUAUGUAUUCAGUAGGAAAUCAUGGCUUAUCAAUAAAAAUUAAAAUUCCCAUCUA